GCAUGGCCCACUACCACAGGAGCCCGUUUGCCUUGUUGUCACUUCCGUGUCAUCAUUUGCUAUGCAAGACGACGACGACGAACAUGAGGGGUGACUAGCGUGCGAUUGGGCCGGCGCUCCCACUCAGGGUGUGUUCACAUUCCUCCGGUUACCUGCUACGAAGAAUCGGCUCAUGUCGCGUGCAUUUCGAAAAGCGGCGGAACUGCGGCGGCAUUCUGGACGGCCUUCUUGUACCACUUUCUGUAAAAGUCCGGCGACGACAUGCUGCUACAGAUUUGUGUUGUUCUGGUGAGCUAUAACAUGGCACACAAAGUUGUCUGCAGUGACACUGAAGCCAAAUGCAGGACACGCUGGUUUAAUAGUAACAAAGUCUCAACUGAGGGGGACUCCGAGAUGCUGUCCAACCUUCUGAAAAAGUUUCCUGGGCAAAUCUGUGCUAAUCCUGUAGGCAUCGAAGCGCAGACCAUUACUGGAAUCAAAGCAAAGCAGACGGGCAACACAUACCACAUUUCCACUCAAGGCUUUAAGUGCCUGAAUACAGAGCAGCAAAAGAAGCCAUGUGAAGACUAUAAGGUCUUAUUCAUCUGCACGGGAACAUUUUGCUCAGGCUGUCUCACCCCAUGGUUUGAUGAUGAUGAUGAAACGGGGAUGGGAGAUUAUGAAGUUCUAAGCUAUCUUCUCAUGAAGUACCCCAAGGAAACCUGCACCCAUCCUUUGGCCAUCGAGGCCCAGACUCUAUCUGGAGUUCCAGCAGAACAAACUGGCAACAUCUUUCAAGUCCACGAUGCGACAUUUGGCUUUGCUUGUGUCAAAAGUGAGCAGAAAGGCACCAGGUGUGGGGACUUUAAAGUGAGAUUCACCUGCCCGGAGGAGUCCUGCUCAGUUUCUACAGACUGCAAGACAGGUUGGCUCAACAGUGACAGCCCAGUGGAGGACGGGGACAUCGAGACUCUCAUGCGGCUUCAGAUGACUUUCCCAGGAAAGGUGUGCACAGCCCCCAUUUCCAUUGACGUGCAGACAGUGGCAGGGGUGCCGGCUCAUCUUACGGGGGACAUCUUCCAAAUCUAUGACAACAUAUAUGGCUUUGCGUGCAUCAACACCCAGCAGGAGGACCAGACCUGUGAGGACUACAAAGUGAAGCUCACCUGUCCUGCAGAUUUUUGCCAAGAGUGCAGGACAAAGUGGUUUGAUCGAGAUGACCCCAACAACAAGGGAGAUUAUGAGACCCUGGCAGAGCUUCACCAGGAGUACCCAGGAGAGAUCUGCUCUGAUCCAAUUGGAAUUGAGGCUGUAACCAUUUUAGGAAUUCCUGCCUACCAAACCGAAAAUGUUUUUCAAGUGUAUGAUGCAACAAAUGGCUUCGCAUGUGUGAAUGCUGCUCAGCCAAAUAAGACCUGCGCAGAUUUUAAAGUCCGCUUCACCUGUCCUUACCUGUUCUGCACAGCUAUGUAAGCAGUGGAGCCUUAUGGGAGUGCUGUGGG
Molecule: messenger RNA, 1481 nt
Organism: Erpetoichthys calabaricus (reedfish)
Lineage: Eukaryota; Metazoa; Chordata; Cladistia; Polypteriformes; Polypteridae
Gene: muc5.7
Exons: 12
Coding region: 262-1452 (396 amino acids)
Source: RefSeq, a predicted model, not a curated record